Carcharodon carcharias (great white shark) is the source of this 1498-nucleotide messenger RNA. It is a transcript of the gene gpr25, whose product is annotated as G protein-coupled receptor 25. The transcript has 2 exons. Gene Ontology annotation, biological process: G protein-coupled receptor signaling pathway. Gene Ontology annotation, molecular function: bradykinin receptor activity. Bases 102 to 1238 code for a protein of 378 amino acids. Gene Ontology annotation, cellular component: membrane. The record is from RefSeq and is a predicted model, not a curated record. Lineage: Eukaryota; Metazoa; Chordata; Chondrichthyes; Lamniformes; Lamnidae.
GGAGAUGCUACUGGGGACAUUAAGAGUGGAAAACAGAAUGUGAUAGUGGCUGGACCAGGUUACUUCGAAGUGAGAGCAAAUUUGCAACAAACCAAACCAAAAUGCCCACUGAAGUUGGAGUCACUGAGCAGCAAAACUAUAACGAUUCAUAUCCUGAAUAUUCUUUGUAUUCUGACUGGGAGGAAUAUGUGGAUGACACAGAUGGAAGAAUCUGUUAUUAUGAAAACCUACCUUUUGUCAACAUUGCUAUCUCAGUUCUCUACUACCUGAUCUUCAUCGUUGGGUCUUUGGGUAAUAUCUUUGUCAUCUUAGUAAUGAUCUUCAAAGAGAGUAGGAGGAGGAGACUGGUGGACACCUUUGUGAUCAACUUGGCGUUUGCAGACCUAGUCUUUGUCUUCACCCUGCCUUUCUGGGCAGCCUCGGCCAGCAACAACCAUCAGUGGAACUUCGGCAGUGCCUUCUGCAAAAUCAGCAGCUACAUGGUUGCUGUCAACAGGUAUUCCAGCAUCUUCUUUCUUACCUCCAUGAGCAUUGAUCGAUAUCUAGCCAUCGUUAAACUGCUGAACUUCAAGCAUAUCAGAACCCAGAAGUACGCCUUGAAAAUCAGUUUUGUGAUCUGGAUCUCCUCUUUGCUUCUGGCCAUACCUUCUGCCUACUUCAGAAAACCUGACCAAUUAAACAUGACCUAUUGCAAAGAGGACACGGAUUCUCCAUUUUUACGAGCUUUCAAUCUAUCUGCUAUCAACCUGACAUUCGUUCUGCCUGUUGUCAUCAUACUGUUUUGCUACUGCUCCAUCCUUGUCAAGCUAGGGGAACAUUACGGCCACAGCAAAAAAACUAUCCAGAGAAGGGAAAACUCUUUAAAAAUCGUCUUCACCAUCGUGACGGCUUUUAUUUUAUCCUGGUUGCCCUUUAACGUCUUCAAAACGAUCACUCUGUACUUGCAAUUUCAGAAUGCUGAACUCUCUUGCUGGCCAGUGGUCAGCCGAGGUUUAGCCAUUGCUUCUUGCUUUGCUUUCGUUAAUAGCUGCGUGAACCCGAUCAUUUAUGCAUUUUUGGACCGGAAUUUCAGACAGAGAACUCGCCGGAUGACUUCGUAUGUCUUUACCGGUCUCGGAAAGAGAAGCGGCAGCUUUGGCUCUGGGUCAACAACCACAGAGAGCAGCACAGCACUGAAAAUCCAGCAGCUGGUACAAGCUGCCCACGGAGACCCUAGCCAGACAGUCCAGCACUGCUGACUACAUCUCUCUACAGUUAAAAGUUUCAGUCAUCUUCAAACGGAGACGUUUACAAGAUUGUCAGAUAAAUGCGUCUGAGCACUGGUAAGGUGGAGGGCGACUGUGAAUUGCAUUAAACCGGUGUGCUGAUCUACACACACAAGGCAGAAAUCUGUUGUUGCAUUUAAAUGUAAAAUUGUGAUUGCACCUCAGCCUCGUGGCAAAUGUAUAGCUAGAUUAACUUGCUGUGCAAACAGUAGUCAUUUAAAAGCAAAUCAUAU